Molecule: messenger RNA, 1165 nt
Organism: Chinchilla lanigera (long-tailed chinchilla)
Lineage: Eukaryota; Metazoa; Chordata; Mammalia; Rodentia; Chinchillidae
Gene: Gpihbp1
Product: glycosylphosphatidylinositol anchored high density lipoprotein binding protein 1
Exons: 5
Coding region: 486-1052 (188 amino acids)
Molecular function (GO): acetylcholine receptor inhibitor activity
Source: RefSeq, a predicted model, not a curated record
AAAGCCAGCCAAGGAUGUCUCCACUUUGGAGUUGAAUCUACAAGCCCCUCCCUAGCUGCUAACAGCAGCGAGUGAGACACAGCACAGUAGGGUGCUGUCAUUCAGCAGCUCUCAGUAUUUGCUCCUGAGCACUUGCCGGCUUGUCACCCUGGGACCUCCCCCGAAGUGCUGCUGUUGAGUAUACACACCUCAGGAGUUUUCAGAGCAGCGCUGUUAUGGAGCACGCACCCUUGUGUACCUUCUGAAUAGUGCUGUUGGACCCCUACUCACUUCUGCACUUCUUUCCGUGCUUCCGUGGACCCUUCCCUAUUAAGGGAAACAGUGUCCCUGGCCAGGCGCCUGAAGCUGGGGACCAAUGUGAGACCCAUUGUUUGAGACUGGAGCUGGCAGGGGCCACGGGAAGCCCCAAGCAAUGCCUUUCGUCCUACUGACGCAGAUCCAGAACACAGUGAGGACCGCACACAGGGACAGCAGUGUCCUGCAAGAUGAAGGCACUUGGAGCUGUGGUCCUGGCCCUGCUACUGUGUGGGCAGCCAGGCAGCAGUCAGGCACAGGAAGAGGAGGAGGAUGACAGGAGUCCGGACAGCUACGGCUAUGAUGAUGAUGAUGAGGAAGAAGAGACCCACAGCAGAGAUAGAGCACUGCCGUGCUAUCACUGCCCUUUGCUACACCACGGGGACAGAUGCGACCAGAUACAGAACUGCUCCAGCAGUCAGGACUCCUGCGUCAUGCUUGUUAGCCAUAGCAACACAGAUUCUGGUUCCCUGACCACCUACUCCAUGUGGUGCACGGACUCCUGCCAACCCGUCAUCAAAACCGUGGAGGGGACCCAGAUGACCGAAACCUGCUGCCAAUCCCCCAUGUGCAACGUCCCACCCUGGCAGCACCCUCAAGUCGAGGACCUGCUGAAUGGCAAAACAGGCAGUCCCCAGGACGACAGAGCCAGUCAUCCCCAGGCCGGUGGGUCACAUGCCCCCCCAAGCUGUCCCCAAAAUGUGGGCACAGCCCUCCUAUUCAGCCUCUUCACUAGCCUUUGGGUAGUGGGGACCUAAAGACACCUCCCUGCCCCUGCUCACACCUGGCCAGGCCAGCACUCUGUCCAGUUCUUCCCCUUACCCCUGUCACCAGCUUCAGAGAAUAAAUUUAGAGUGCCUUUCAUGAUCCA